UAAUUAUAUGCAUGUAGGUUAAAUGAAUACCUGACGAAAAGGCCCCUGGUUUUCACAGUGUAAUUCGAUAGCUGAGAGGAAAAAGUGGCUGUAAGCAACCUUUGGAAUUCACAUUUUCCUUUCUCCUGUUUGCGCCUUUGAGAAGAUGAUCACUAGCUCCAGUGUACAUGGCUUAAAGAUGCAGUGGACCCCAGAGCAUGCGCAGUGGGCCGAGCAACAUUUCGACAUCUCAUCCACCACACGUUCCCCCGCACAUAAAGCAGAGGCGUAUCGUGGACACCUGCAGCGGACCUACCAGUAUGCCUGGGCCAAUGACGAUAUAUCAGCUUUGACGGCCUCCAACCUUCUGAAAAAGUACGCAGAGAAGUAUUCUGGUAUCCUGGAGGGUCCCAGCGAGCGGGCGCUCCUCUGCUCAUACUCCGAGAGUGCCCAUGGACUCCUGAACGGACGCAAGUCGGAGAGCGAAGCAUGGCAGGAGGGGAUCUACCCAAUGAGCUGCGCUGCAGAUGUGAUUUCUGCUAGUAAGACUGGCAUGACGCCCGCCCUGCCUCCUCCAGAUGUGACGGCAAGUGUUGGCAGCUCCACGGGAGUGGCUAGUAGCUUGAGCGAGCCCAGCUACUCCAGCAGUAACUGUGGGAAUCAUGCGUCUACUGCACUCCACUCGGGUAUCCCCUCUCAGGAAUUCGCUAGCAGUUACAAUGGCUCGUACUUGCAUUCCACUUACAGCGGUGGGCAAAGCACACCAGCUCUCCCGUCCCCACAUCCCUCACCUUUGCACAGCGCUGGGCUCCUUCAGCCUCCACCCCCGCCACCUCCAACCCUGGUGCCCAGCUACAAUGCAAGUUCCCCCAAUCUCUCCAGUUACAAUUACCCUCCAGCAGGGUAUCCCCCACAGACUGCUGUUCCCCCAGGCUACAGCCCAGGAGGAGCACCCCCUCCUUCAGCUUACUUGCCCUCAGGCAUUGCUGCCCCCACUCCCCUACCCCCUUCCACCCUUCCCGGUUACUCCUACCAGACCCACAACCAUGGGCCAAUUGCACCAACCCCUUUGAAUGGCAGCUCGGCUAACACACUGAAAAGAAAAGCAUUUUACAUGACGGGCCAGGGAGAUAUAGACUCCAGUUAUGGAAAUUUCAACUACAGCCAGCAGCGUUCUGCUCAAAGCCCCAUGUACAGAAUGCCAGACAACAGUCUUGACUCAACCAGAGGGAAUGGAUUUGACAGGAAUGCUGACACAUCAUCUUUGGCGUUUAAGCCCACAAAGCAGUCAAUGCCACCGGAUCAGCAGCGGAAGUUUGGCAGUCAGUCCGGCAGGGCACUAACCCCUCCUUCAUACGGAUCCUCCAAAGGUUCCUUGGGAUCCCUACGGUCAGGCGAGUCAUUUGGAAAGUUUGGUUCCCCCGUUUUGAGUGACCAUGGUGACGACAACAGACAGCAUCUCCCCCAUUCCAUGGGCACGACUACUUCAUCCAGCCACCCUGCGGAGGAGCAGUUAAAAAACAGCGAUGCUAGUCUGGUAGAGAUGGUCACCACUGAGAUUCUGCAGCAGACGCCCCCUGUGGACUGGAGUGACAUUGCUGGACUGGAGAUGGUGAAAGCCACCAUCAAAGAUGAGGUCCUGUGGCCUAUUCUGAGGCCAGACAUGUUCAGCGGACUGGCCACAUUACCUCGCAGCAUCCUUCUCUUUGGACCUCAGGGCACGGGUCGGACUCUUCUUGGUCGGUGUAUGGCCAGUCAGCUUGGCGCUACUUUCCUCCUGCUUAGUGGCUCUGCACUGGUCACAAAGUGGCUGGGAGAGGGCGAGAAGAUCGUCCAGGCCUCAUUCCUUGUCGCUCGCUGCCGGCAGCCUUCGGUGGUUUUCAUCAGCGACGUAGAUCUGCUGUUGUCUGCCCAGUUGAGCGAAGAGAGCCCGGUGAACCGAAUCAAGAGUGAACUCCUCCUCCAGCUUGAUGGAGUUCUAAGCUCACCAGAGGAACAUGUUCUAGUGGUAUGUUCCACCAGCAAACCUGAAGAGAUUGAUGAAUCUCUGCGAAGGUACUUUAUAAAGCGGUUGCUCGUCCCCUUACCGGAUGCCACUGCACGACAUCAGAUAAUCAGCCAGCUGAUCUCACAGCACAACUACUGCCUCAGCGACAAAGAGGUUGCCCUGCUUGUUCAGCGGACAGACGGCUUUUCCGGGCUGGAUGUGGUCCGACUUUGCCAAGAGGCCAUGGUCGGUCCUCUCCAUGGCUUGUCCGGUACAGACAUUUCCGGAAUGAUGCCGGGUCAGAUGAGGCCGGUAUCAUACCAAGACUUUGAGAAUGUGUUUUGCAAAAUCCAGCCCAGCAUAUCACAGAAAGAACUUGAUACAUACACUGAAUGGAAUAAGAUGUUUGGCUGUAGUCAGUAAAGAGCGAGGGCAUAACUAAAUCGGUGGGGUGACCUCCCCUACUCUAAACGGGGAUACAAUUCAGAAUUCUUUGGGUGAAACAUGCAGUUAAACAGUGUGGUUAUUACAAAUGUAGAUGACCCCUAAAGAAGAACCUGAAGGACGGUCAGAUAGAGUUGAAUGAUGCAUGACUGUACUUAAGUCAAGGUCUGGCCCUUUGCACAUAAUCCAGACAGAGAAAUACUGUUUUCUGGGCUCAGUACUGCAGACGCAGAGCUCCACUUACCGAGGGGCUCUGUAAGUGAGGACAAACUUCUUUGUGUGUAAAUAUCAUUCUGCUGUUUUUGAGAUUAUGUUGCUAUGAAGUGCCUGAAGUGGUACUUUAUUGAUUUGGAUUUGGAUUUGUUUGCCUCACCAUCUCAUUGGUGGCAUGUGCUAAUAUAGAGAGCUUUAACAUGAAACUAAAACAGAUAUGUUCUGCUUUUUGUUCUUUUCCUUGUUUUCAACACUUCUUUCAAAAGAACAACAGUAUUCCUCAAUCAAGUCUGACCUGUAGACCCCAGGAAGGGCAGGAGAAGGUCCAUGUUGUACUUUGAAUCUGGAUCCUAAUUUAUGAAAUUCAUUUGUGUUAGAUUUUCUUCAAAAACUCAGGAAAGUGAUUUGUGAUUUGUACAGUACCUCAAAAAAGAUUAUGAGAUAGCACUACAUACUGCUGACAACAUUGGGUUUGGUUUCUAAUUUCUAACGCUAGGUUUACCUCAACCAAUUAAAAAAUGAAAAGGAUAUGACUAUGAAUGUAACCAGAACAUUUCUGGGUUGUUUAGAAGAAAAAAUUGAAGAGUUUCUUUUUCUUCCGUUAUAUUCUUUUUGUUCUUUCUAAAUUACUUUUUAAUUCCUUUGUGGAUAU
Messenger RNA from Rhinichthys klamathensis goyatoka, 3275 nucleotides. RefSeq names its product fidgetin (gene fign). The coding region runs from base 146 to 2389 and encodes 747 amino acids. The transcript is spliced from 2 exons. The record is from RefSeq and is a predicted model, not a curated record. Gene Ontology annotation, molecular function: ATP hydrolysis activity; microtubule severing ATPase activity; ATP binding. Lineage: Eukaryota; Metazoa; Chordata; Actinopteri; Cypriniformes; Leuciscidae.